Molecule: messenger RNA, 2115 nt
Organism: Phoenix dactylifera (date palm)
Lineage: Eukaryota; Viridiplantae; Streptophyta; Magnoliopsida; Arecales; Arecaceae
Source: RefSeq, a predicted model, not a curated record
GCCAUUAAUGCUUCCCACCCUCCAACGUCUGUCUCGCCUUCUCUCUCUCUUUCUCGUUUUGGCUGCGGACAGAGACGCACAGAAAGAGAGAAAGAGAGAGAGGUGAGCCAGGUCAACCUUCGGGAAGGUGUCAAAGGGGAGCUCCAAGGGGGGAAAAAACGAGAGAGGGGAAAAAAAAGGGAACCACCUUUUAGGAGGCUUGGCUCUCCGCUCUUCUCAUCUCCUCCAUUCUCUCUCCCUCUUCGUGAUUUCGAUCAUUUAUUUGGUCGCCCAAACCUUUUUCUCGUGGAAUCCGAGCCAUCCUCUCGAAUUCGGCAGCUGGAGACCUCCCCUGUGAGGUGGGUUUCGCGUGGUGGUCCUGCUUUCUCGCACGAUCGGGGGGUUGCUUUCGUUCAUUAAAAAGAACGUUUUUUGGCCCGAUUCGCUGGUUUCCCCUCACGGAUCUGGCCAAGGCUUUUGCUCGUCCUCUUGGUGUUGGUGGGGCUUAUUACGGUCGGGCGAGGAGGGAGCUGGUAUCGGGAGUUGUUCUUGAUGGGGAAUUGCUGCAGCGCGCAGGUCAAGGCGGAGAGCACCUCCUACAGUGCCUUUGCUUCAGGCGUGAACUCUAAAUACAGUAAUAGAGAUGGAAAGGGGAGUGGUUCUAGCAGCCGGGUUUCCGCAGCAUCCGUGCCUCCAACCCCUCGGAGUGAGGGUGAGAUCUUGCAGGCAUCAAAUGUGAAGAGCUUUGCAUUCAACGAACUGAAAAGUGCCACCAGGAAUUUCCGACCAGACAGUGUGUUGGGAGAGGGAGGAUUUGGUUCAGUCUUCAAGGGAUGGAUUGAUGAGCACUCAUUUGCAGCAACCAAGCCUGGGACUGGAAUUGUUAUUGCCGUGAAGAAGCUCAACCAGGAAGGCUUUCAGGGUCACAGAGAAUGGUUGGCAGAAGUUAACUACCUGGGCCAGUUGUCUCAUCCUAAUCUUGUAAAGCUUAUUGGGUACUGCUUAGAGGAUGAACAGCGACUUCUUGUCUAUGAGUUUAUGCCUCGGGGGAGCUUGGAAAAUCAUCUUUUCAGGAGGGUUUCAUACUUUCAACCCCUCUCUUGGAACCUCCGGAUGAAGGUUGCCCUUGGAGCUGCAAAAGGGCUUGCUUUUCUGCACAGUGACAAGGCAAAAGUUAUUUAUCGCGAUUUUAAGACAUCGAAUGUCCUUCUUGAUUCGAACUACAAUGCAAAGCUUUCUGAUUUUGGGCUGGCAAAAGAUGGUCCAACUGGUGAUAAAAGCCAUGUCUCUACCAGGGUCAUGGGAACAUUUGGAUAUGCUGCUCCUGAAUAUCUUGCAACAGGUCAUUUGACUGCCAAGAGCGAUGUGUAUAGCUUCGGGGUUGUUCUGCUAGAAAUGUUAUCUGGACGGCGAGCUGUGGACAAGAACCGCCCGGCCGGGGAACACAAUUUGGUGGAGUGGGCAAGGCCUCAUCUCGCAAACAAGAAAAGGAUCUUCCGCAUCUUGGAUGCACGGCUGGGAGGGCAGUACUCACUAGGAGGAGCCCAGAAGGCUGCCGCCCUUGCACUGCAGUGCUUAUCCAUAGAAGCCAAAUACAGGCCAAACAUGGAUGAAGUGGUACCGGAAUUAGAACAGCUGCAGGAUACCAAAGACACUGGGAGAAACCCUCAGAAUGAACGGAAGGUGAGCAGCCAAUAUGUCGGCAGCAAUCUGCAAAGGUAUCGCCGCAGAAGCGUAGAAGAACCUGGAAGAGGAAAGGGUGCUUAUGCUAGGCCCUCAGCUUCCCCUCUUUAUGCUUAGCAGCCCAAGUUGAGGGGAAACUGUAAUUUGAUCUUCAGAGAAGGGUUGGGGGGGACAGAGAGAAUAGAAGGGAUCGAUCUUGUAUGUAACAUGCUAUGUGUGUCCCCUUCUGUUGCUGCUGUACAGCUUUUCUUGUUCUUGCUCGAGUAUGGUGUGUGCAUUUUGGCCUUUCCCAAAGUCAUGGAUGAGUGCUUUGGGUGUUCUUUUUGUAGCUUCUCAUUUGCCGGAAUUUGGAAGAGGCAAUGGCGAGAGUAAAUUUUUCGCCUCCUUUAUUCCAUGGGUAAUGGACUUUACAUUCCUUAAUUUUUAUCAGCUUCUGAGAUCGCUCUCCUCCAA